This is a messenger RNA of Lolium rigidum, 674 nucleotides long. RefSeq names its product trafficking protein particle complex subunit 2-like protein. Bases 83 to 514 code for a protein of 143 amino acids. Gene Ontology annotation, cellular component: nucleus; cytoplasm; TRAPP complex. The record is from RefSeq and is a predicted model, not a curated record. The transcript is spliced from 5 exons. Gene Ontology annotation, biological process: endoplasmic reticulum to Golgi vesicle-mediated transport. NCBI's taxonomy places the organism in Eukaryota, Viridiplantae, Streptophyta, Magnoliopsida, Poales, Poaceae.
CGCCGCGCGCCUCCGUCUCAGCGGUCGCCGCGUCAACGGCAGGCCGGCAGCGCCGUCCCCGACCAGCUCGCGCGGCGGAAACAUGAUCGUCUGCGUCGCCGUCGUCGGCCACCAGAACAACCCGCUGUACCUGCAGAGCUUCACGGAGGCGGACGACGCCCUCAAGCUCCACCACGUCGUCCACUGCUCCCUCGACGUCAUCGACGAGCGAGUAAACAAUCCUAAAAGGAGCGCGCCUACACUGAAUGAGACAUUCUUGGGUCUUCUAUAUCCGACUGAGAACUACAAAGUGUACGGCUAUUUGACAAACACAAAGGUCAAAUUUUUAAUGGUCACAACUGAUCUUGAUGUGAAAGAUGCAGAUGCCCGAAAUUUUUUCAGGAAGUUCCAUGCCGCAUACGUAGACGCGGUCUCGAACCCCUUUCAUGUCCCCGGGAAGAAGAUCGCCUCGAGAAGCUUUGGCGCAAGAGUAAGCACCAUCGUGAAAUCCUUUGGUUCAGGGACAACCGGUUGAACACUGCAUCCGAACCACCGCGUGAUCAACCAUUGUGCGCAUUUCCCCCCUUACCCAAGCAAGUUAUCCAUUCGGUACCGUGUGUAUGUUGAACUGGAUGCUAGUUUGAUAUUCAAGGAAGAAUAUGGCUGUUCUUGUUAUUGACAAAAAUUGUGCCCUG